AUGGACCUCUCCGUCACGCUGGCCCUGAGCUCCCCCACGGAGCACAGGGAGCAGUUGAGGCGGCGGCAGCACUCGUUAUCGGAACUGACUUAUUCAAGAGACGACGAUGCGAAACUCGAGACCACGCUGUUGGGUGUUCUCAAAAGGCAUGAAGAUCUGAAAGAGCGUCUCUCGUGGUACUCCUUUGUCUGCUCUUUUUUAUUUUAUUAUUUUCCGUCCAAGCUUCUGGAUUGACCCUUCGGAUGUAGACUCAGCUGGCCAACUCAGUGUUUAUUGAUUUAUGAUAAGUACUUUACAGAUA
Messenger RNA from Hordeum vulgare subsp. vulgare (domesticated barley), 301 nucleotides. RefSeq lists its product as uncharacterized. The transcript has 4 exons. The coding region runs from base 1 to 234 and encodes 77 amino acids. Lineage: Eukaryota; Viridiplantae; Streptophyta; Magnoliopsida; Poales; Poaceae. The record is from RefSeq and is a predicted model, not a curated record.